ACUCACAUGGAUCGUUUCCGGGGAGAUAGUGUGUAUACUGUUACUGUCUGUAGCUCUGGUGGUGUUCUUGAACGCAUCCCCGUGGUUUUUAUCAGUCUCGGGUAAAUUUCUACAGAUAAUAUCACGAGUUCUUUAACCGUUAAUGUAUUUUAAUAGUUAGCACACAUCUCAUGCGAAGUGUGCUUUCAUAUAUUUCCAAAACGACGGUUGGUUUGAGCAGCAGCGGCCGUUGGGAGCUUAAACAGUCCACCAGCAGAGACAGAGAGGAGGGAUGUCGCGCGGUGAGCUGGAAAAGCUGGACCCGGCUGUUUUCCAGAAGCAGUUGCACAAUCUCAAAUUUAGCAUGGAAGAAGACGGUGAUAGUAAUAUGUGCAUUGACACUGACUCGGACACAUCAGAUAGGAGGGAUGGCACCAAGUGUACAGUCAAAUGGACUCAGGAAGAGGAUGAAAAUCUCAAAAUCUUGAUCAGCAACUUUGGGAAAAAAGAUUGGAAAACCAUUGCCAGUUUUUUACCGGGGCGGACAGAAUUCCAGUGUAUGCACCGCUGGAAAAAGCACCUGGAUCCUGAUGUAGUCAAGGGCUAUUGGUCCAAGGAGGAAGAUGAAAAGAUCGUAGAGCUGGUGAGCGAGUACGGCACCAGACACUGGUCCAUGAUUGCCAGGCACCUGAAUGGACGGAUGGGGAAACAGUGUCGUGAGCGCUGGCACAACCACCUUGACCCACUGAUCAAAAAGAGCUCCUGGACUAAGGAAGAAGACCUCAUCAUCUACAAAGCCCACUCCAUUCUGGGAAACAGGUGGGCUGAGAUUGCCAAGCUGCUCCCUGGAAGGACAGACAAUUCUGUGAAAAAUCACUGGAACGCCACCAUCAAACGUAAAGCAGAGUUGGGCUUGUUCAAAGACGACGCUGACAGCAUUACCCUUGAUAUUCAGCAGUUUGUGGAAGGAGAGGUGGACUUCAAGUGUGACGUUGUAUUAGACACUGAACCAGUAAUUCCUAAAGUGAUCAGGCCAGUGAAAGAAAAGAAGCCGGUGUGUCAGAAAGUCAACCAGAAGACGGCCGUUCUGCACCCACAGACUUUACCAUCCAUGAGUCCCUCCUUGCCCACCAGUUCGAGUUCCAGUCCCAGCUCUAGCUCAGGCGCUGCACCAGCAGCUGCACCGGUGGACCAGAAAAAGUUUACCAGUGCAGCACUGAGGAUGAUCGCUGAAGACAUGCUGCCACUCAGUUUUGUUGAAGGCGCAGGCUUCAGGUCAUUCAUGAGUACCGUCAGCCCUGAAUGCAACAAGCUAUCCCAGCGGGUCAUGGGCCUACAGCUGUAUGAUGAAGUGGAAAGAACCAUCAAACCUCAGCUCAUCCGUGACCUUAAAGCCUGCCUCGCCAAAACCAAAAAUGGUGAGAGCCCCAUCCAUGUCACCUUUGACCUCUGGGCAGGGGAUCAAUCCCAUCCGGUGGAGGAGCCCAUCAUCGUUGUGCAGCUCCACUUUGUCAGUGAUUCCUGGCAGAUCCGCCGUCCCAUUGUGGCCUUCCGCCACCUCAGCCACAAAAACCUCAGCACCGCUGUGGCCAGGGAGCUGGAAGGUGUGCUGCUAAGCUACGGCAUCUUUCCUCGCAGCAUCGGCUACGUCCUCACCAACCAGGCCAAAGAAGCCCUGGCUGUGAACAACUUGUUCUGCGACUACAAGAUCAUGUGCUCAUCCAAUAGGGGAGAACCGGAUGGAGAUGAGAUGGUGGCAUUUCUGUCAGACCAGAUGUCUGAAACAGAGUCCCCGUUUUCAGAACUACAGAUUGGGACCAGCACCAUGUGUGUGGCCCACACAUUGCAGCUUGUGAUCAAGGAGGCACUGAAGAACUCCAGGGUGGUCGAAAACCUGCUCUCGCAAGUCCACAAUGUGGUGGCUUUUUUUAGGGGCAGCGCCUACUGGAGCGAGGUCUUGAUGAAGGAGUGCAACGUGUCCCUGUGCCCUUCCUCCAGUAACUGUCGCUGGAACUCCAUGAUGCUAUCUCUACGCCGUAUGGUGCAGGAGUCCGCCUGGAGCGCCAUCAUGACUCUCCUCGCCCAGGCUCGCAUAGAGGCUAACGACACAGCUAGCGCCCCGCCGCUGGUCAUGGCCAAGAGGGAGCAAGUGAUUGACAUCUUGGGUCUCCUUGAGCCCUUUGAGGAGGCCUUGCAGGUCCUGCAAGGAAACGGAGUGACCAUCUCUUUCAUCACACCGUCCCUCGUUGGCCUUGAUAAGACCUUGGAGAGCCUUGUCACCAACUACAGCCACUUCAACAAGGCCCUGCGCACAGGCCUCCACACACACUUCCAGUCCCUGAUUCACCAGAAGGACAUGAUACUAGCUGCUGUGCUCGACCCCAGGAUCAAACUGCAGCCGUUUUCUGAUGCCAAACUGGAGGACCAGACAGAUUUCCUAACGCCCCCGUCAAAGCAUCAGGCUCGCACCAUCGUGGAAACCACGUUGGGAAGCAUGGAGGCCUCAGCAUCUCACACUGUAGAGGCAGAUAAAGACCAGACAAGCAAGGAGGUGAAAAAGGAGCAGGAUGGCAAAGAGGAGAGCCAAGACAGCACGCUGAUGGAGGCAUCUGGUGGCAGCUCAGAUGACAACAAUUGCGACGAGGUCAGCGGAAACGACCUCAAGCGCAAAUCCAUCUUUAACUUCCUCCAGCCGCCUGCAAAGACCAUGAAGAUGGCAGAGCUCGAUGUGUACCUAUCAGAACCACUGUGGGAAAGCAACUCCAGUGUGUUGUACUGGAAAUCUGCAACUCGGUUCCCCCUGCUCCAGGGCAUCGCCAAGAAGCUGCUGGCAAUACCGGCCACCUCGGGGGGCUUCGACCGGCUGUGUCCGAUGGCAGCGUGUAUUGUAAAAGCCAAGAGGAACCGCCUGCCACCUCACACCACAGAGAGACUGCUUCUAUACAAAAACUCUUUGAAGACAAAGACUGUUAGGAAGCCCAGUUCUGUCGCUAAACACUGAUGGGUUAAGUGACAUUUAGGGUGUGCAUAUUCUGUCCUCCACCCAGAGAACCUCCACAUUUGCUUCUCCAUACACCAUACUAUGCUUCCACACCAUCCCUCUCAAUUAAAUUUCUUCAAACAUCUGAUUAAACUUAGCUAAAUUUAGCAUAAUUUCAACUUUGUAGAUAGGGACCAGGACCACCUGUGUCAACAGCAGCAAAAUAUAUUAAUAAUAUAUUGAAAAUGAGGGCAAUUUACUCAUAAUGUCUCUUUGGUUGAAAUAAGAGACAGCACAAUGACAACCAGCAAGCUACCGUCAUAGAGCACAAACUGUUGUCAUUUCUCUGUGGACGGCAGAUUGAGAGUGAAAGGCAGCUUCUUUUUGUCCUUCACACAAAGUAGCUGAACUGCACUCCAAAAACAAUAUAUAUAUAUAUAAGACUUAUUUAUAUUUGAGCAUAAUUCAACACUGUAAAAAUGUAAUCCGAAGUGUAAAUUAAGAUACUUUUAGAACAGGCAUUCUCUUAUAUUGUAGACCUUGUGCUGCUGCUAACUUGUCACAGACAAAGGAGAAAAUGAAGCAUCCGUGAUCAAAGUCCUCAUGUGUAGGAUUUGAAAUUUUCCGACUUUGUGACUCUGACACUGUGGCAGAGAGUAAUACACACCUAUACAAUUACUAUACCACCUAUGCCACUGAAGUAAUUUGAAAGAUGGUACAAUCAAAUCAGCAAUAAAAGUGCUACACAUCACAGCUUUAACAUCAGCCUGUGUUUCUCCUCUAGCAGAAACUGGUUAUGUAUUGUGCUCUUUGGUAGGGAAAUCACAGCGUGAGAGCAUGAGUGCUUUUCAAUACCUAAAGUAAAAAGUUGAAGUGACUGUAAUCCUUAUUUCCCUUCCUUGUAAUUUAUUUGUCUUGUAUGUUGUACAGCAAGUGCAGGUAGACUGUGUAUUGGGUCACUUGGCAGUAAAUUGAAAGAGACCGCAUCUUUUUCAGCUUUUUGUAAAAGCCGUGUUUAUUUUCUUAGUCUUUUACAAUUUGUUUAUAUUUUUAAUUUGUCAGCAAUGCGUUAAAGUUGCCACAAUGAAUUGUUUUCUCAAGAGUUGAUGUAAUGUCUGGUGGGGGUUGAUGGGAAAGGUCGUUUUGCAUCUUACGUUGACAUUAUUAGACAGGUAGACUUUUAAACAAACUAAAGUUCACAUUGAAUGACUGCUAACUGAUUUUAUUGCAGUGAUGAUUGUUCAUAUUGUGGUAAUAAACACCACUGUGAACUUGACUCAUUUGACCUUCACAUGGAAAUAUCCAGAGACUGUACUUGUAUUAAAGAAUAAAGAUAUUUUCUCUACGGUUUCCUGUA
Sebastes umbrosus (honeycomb rockfish) is the source of this 4316-nucleotide messenger RNA. It is a transcript of the gene mybl2a, whose product is annotated as v-myb avian myeloblastosis viral oncogene homolog-like 2a. The record is from RefSeq and is a predicted model, not a curated record. The coding region runs from base 272 to 2980 and encodes 902 amino acids. Gene Ontology annotation, biological process: regulation of DNA-templated transcription. Lineage: Eukaryota; Metazoa; Chordata; Actinopteri; Perciformes; Sebastidae. Gene Ontology annotation, molecular function: RNA polymerase II cis-regulatory region sequence-specific DNA binding; protein dimerization activity; DNA-binding transcription factor activity, RNA polymerase II-specific. The transcript is spliced from 13 exons. Gene Ontology annotation, cellular component: nucleus.